This is a messenger RNA of Kalmanozyma brasiliensis GHG001, 1806 nucleotides long. Its product is annotated as DNA polymerase beta, palm domain protein. Gene Ontology annotation, molecular function: DNA-directed DNA polymerase activity; DNA binding. Gene Ontology annotation, biological process: double-strand break repair via nonhomologous end joining. Gene Ontology annotation, cellular component: nucleus. Lineage: Eukaryota; Fungi; Basidiomycota; Ustilaginomycetes; Ustilaginales. The transcript has a single exon. The coding region runs from base 1 to 1806 and encodes 601 amino acids. The record is from RefSeq and is a predicted model, not a curated record.
AUGCAGACAGCCAGAUCACGAGCACAGCAGGAUAAUGCGCUUCAUCGACGUGCUGCAGCCUUUGUAGACGAAGCCCUCAUCCCAACGGAGUCGAAACAACACCUCAAGGUCUGUCGCGGAAAUGGACAGCAUCGUGAGGAUACCUGCGACGCCAUCGACGUGUUGGCAGCUCAAGUUCAAGACAUCGCAACCCGUCUCGAUGUUAUCCAGAAGCAAGUUGAGGACCUUCUCGUGCGCUCGAAAUCUCGGUCCUUGCUGAGUGCUAUCCAGCAGUGGGCGCUGCAGAGUUCGCAACAAGUCCGACAUGCGUUGCACAGAUUCGGUGAGAUCUUGUCCGAGAUCAGCGACCCAGGGAUGGAGCAGCCUCGACCAAGCAAGAAGCAAGUCUUCCAAACCAUGUCAGCCUUGUCGCUGUUCUUCGGCAGUCUGCACUUGUUCGGUUCCCCGCUGCCUAGACAUUGUCUGCUGUAUCUGUUGGAGACAAGCUCUGCGGCACAAGAGGCACUCUUUCUGUGCCCAAACUUCAGCACCGCUCUUGGCCUUUUGGUGCAUACGGCGUCCUUGCCACUUUUCUUCGCGGUGAACCCUUGCUCAAAGAAAGCUUUCCGCAACUUCAAGCUGACGAGUCUUGUCAAGCGGCUCUUCCACAAGGAUCAGCGUCGCUCGCUGGCGAGCUCGAACCCAUCGCAAGGCCCACGAAAAGAGACUGCCUUCCGCGACCUCAUCUCCAAGUUUCCAGAAUUGCUGGACCGACCCUUUCCAAUGAAAGCAGUGCUCAACGACCUCCGCAACAUGCAAGCACUUCGCGGACCUUCGAGUAGUCGAGAAUACAAGGUGGCGGAGCGUCGACUUUUCCGCGUUCAGCACGAGUCGGAGAUCGGUGAGGGCGGACCUCUCACCGUGCGACAGGUGAUUCAGCUUCUCAAGCCAGACGACAGUGUCGGCUGGACGAUCAUCAAGCAGAGACUAUUGCAGAAUCGCGUCGACGCCAUCGACUCUCUUUCCAAAGAGGAUCGAGCACGCGUCAUGUUCCAGCGCGUCUACGGCAUAGGUGCUACCAAAGCCGAGCGUUUCGUCCAGGCUGGAUUCCUCACACUCGAACAGCUGCGCGAUGCCUGUCUCGAACGAGCUCAACGGAUCGGGCUGGAACAUCUCGACGACGUCGAAUGCUUGAUCCCUCGUUCCGAGUCUGAGCAGUGGCGAGAAAUCCUUCUCGAUGUCUUCCACACCGUCGACCCGCAGCUCGGCGCCGAACUGCUCGGCAGCUUCCGUCGCGGCGAUCACUACUCGUCCGACCUCGACUUUGUCCUCUUCCACCCUUCCGUGGUCGAUAUGCGCAUCCCACGUCCGUCCGACCCGAACAAGCUCGACGCAAACCCGCUCGCUAGCGAACUCCUCACCGCGGUCGUCGCCGAACUCACGCGCCGCAACCUCCUCGCUGACAAGCUGCUGCAACACGGCCCACUCGCCGUCAAAGGCCUCGUGCGCCUCCCCGACCCUGGCGCCAAGGCCCGCCGCUUCGAUCUCAACUUCGCCCCUUUCAACCGACGUGCAUUCUACACUCUCGCCAAGACAGGCGAUUCCGACCUCAUGAUGCACAUGCGCGCCAAAGCUCGGGCGAGAGGCUGGGCGCUCAACGAAUACGGUAUCGGUCCUGCCAACGAAAACGGCUCGGCUUGGACGGAAAACGUUCUGGAGGCGACCGACGAGAGGCAGAUCUUCCAAUUUUUGGGCGUGCCGUGGCUGGAGCCGGAGGAAAGGUCGUUCGCCAUCUAUGCGCCUAGACUCAGGAUCACCAGGUCGUAG